AUGAAGUUGGCAUUCUUAGGUUGCUGGAUAUUGCUCCUGGCAUCAAUCUUAGCCGUUGAUUCUAAAUCGGACGGGUUGGAUGAAUGGCAUAUCCUCACAAAGCAAAAUUUCUCUUCUCAGAUCCGUCUCCACCCUCACAUCCUCCUCGUUGUAACUCUUCCAUGGUCGGGCGAGUCUCGGUCGUUCAUGAAAGACGUAGCUCGCUUGGUCACCGAUAGACCAGAAGAGUUCAGCUCUCUGAAAUUGAUGCUUAUACACAGAAACACGGAGAAGUUGUUAGUGGAAGCCAUUGGUUCUACCACAGACGCAGAGGAAACAACAGUUUUGUACUAUCACCAUUCUGUGUCAUACAAGUAUCGAGGAAGGCUUCGAGCACAAAAUGUAUUGUCUUCACUACGUCCUUACGUGUCGAUUGAACCCGAAGAACUUCCCUUCAAGUCCCUGACAACUCCGGAGGACUUGAAAGCGUUCCUUGAUUCAACUGACAAAGCUUUGGUUCUCUUCGAGUUCUGCGAAUGGAGCUCUAAAUUGCUGACCAAGCGGAAGAUGAAUGGAACUGAUCGCAGUGGUUUUGGUGUGCAAGGGGAUCCUAUUGGAUUGAACUUCAGUGUAGAGGCGAAUAGAUCACCAGCACACUUGGGGAAGAAUAACCAGAAGGGCAUGGAAACUGCAAAUAUGAAGUGUGGCGUUGAUUAUGGGCUUGGUGGAGUUCCUUGGCUUGGGGGCUUCAGUUCAGUAAAUGACAGCACUUCUUUGGAGAGGUCGGAGAAAAUGAGCCCUCAAGUUGCAUCAUUCUGUACACAUAAAGAGUAUCAGCUGUUUGACUCUUUCUUCUCGAAGUUCAUGACUGUUGCACGAGAGUUCUUCCUGCCUCCUGAAAGGCAUAAAUUUGGUCUGGUCUCAGAGAGAUCGAUGCUCUCAAAUCUUGGGGUUGAAGAUUCCGGUUCAUGGUUGGCAGUGCUUUACUUUUCUGGCUGCCCCAGUUGUUCAAAGAUUAUUAAAAAAGAGGAUGACCUCAAGAAUGCUUUACAAAUGGAUAAUUUGGUUGUUACACAGCUGGAAGGUGAUGGCAACACUUUGGAGCCUGCUUUUCCUGCUAACCAACCAUCAGUACUUCUAUUUGUGGAUAGAUCAUCUGAAUUGUCAGAGACUAGAAUAAAAUGUAAGGAAGCUCUUGAUGCUUUUCAAGAGCUGGCACUGCACUAUCUUGUUUCACAACAAUUUGAUGCGCAACAUGAAGACAAGUCUGAGAUGUCCAAGGUGGAGGAUUAUCAUGCAUUAAGGAGUAAAUCUGGACAUCCUAAGCUGAAAUUAUCUCAGGCAGCUCAGAUGAUCAAACUAAAAGACAAAAUGUCUAAUUUCAUGAUUGUAAAUGAGGGAAAACAGGUCACUUUGGAUAAGAUAUCUUUGGAUCUACAGGGCAGUUCCUUGAAGGAGAUCUUGGAUAUCGUACUUAAGCAAAAGAAGAAAGCUAAAUUAAGCUCACUUGCAAAGGAGUUAGGUUUCCAACUUUUAUCAGAUGAUAUGGACAUCAAGUUAGUGAAUACAUUGCCUGUACAGACAGAAGUUCAGUCUGAUCAACGUAUACAAGAGCUAUCUAAGGAAGCCACUAUUACAAGUAGUGUUGACUCAGACAAGGAUCAAUUUCCACAGGGGAAUAGCAUAUCUGCUGAAAUCUCUUUUCAAAAUGAUGAAGAGAAAACAGCAUCUGUUGAUACAAGUAAGCAGUUCUUAUCUGUAGAUAGUGAGAAAAAUCUUGCAGAUCAUAAACUUGAUACUGCUGAAGAUUUAAAGGUAGAAGAAGAAAUCUCUUCACAGGUAGAUAAGUCAGGGGAGCAACAGCUUCACUUUCAAGGUUUCAAGGGUUCUUUUUUCUUUUCUGACGGUAAUGAUCGAUUACUUCAUGCUCUGACUGGUGGGUCAAAAGUUCCAGCUUUGGUGAUAGUUGAUCCGAUUGCUGCGCAGCAUCAUGUAUUGUCAGAGGAGACAAAUCUCAGCUAUUCUUCACUGGCUGAUUUUCUUGCUGGGUUUGUUAAUGGAAGUCUUCUUCCAUAUCAACAGUCUGAAUCUGUUCUUCAUAGAUCUAGGGAGGCCACUCAACCACCAUUUGUUAAUCUGGAUUUUCAUCAGGUGGAUACUAUCCCUCAAGUGACAAGUCGUACUUUCUCUGAGCUGGUAAUUGGGUUUAAUCAAUCUGACACUGAUGCUUGGAAUAAGGAUGUCUUGGUCCUUUUUAGCAAUAGAUGGUGUGGGUUUUGCCAGAGAAUGGAAUUGGUUGUUCGUGAAGUAUACCGGUCUAUGAAGGAUUAUGUUAAGAUGCUGAAAAGUGGAUCAAAGAAUGAGAAAACAAUGUUUCACGAUGGUGACUUGAAGGAUGAAAUGCUGAAGCUUCCGUUUAUAUACUUGCUGGAUUGCACAUUGAAUGAUUGCAGUUUGAUACUGAAAUCAAUGAAUCAGAGGGAAGUUUAUCCUGCUCUGGUGCUCUUUCCAGCAGAAAAGAAGAAUGUUCUCCCUUAUGAAGGGGAUAUGGCGGUCACUGAAAUUUUCAAGUUUAUGGCUGAUCAUGGAAGUAACUCUCAUCAUCUUAUCAGUGAGAAGGGAAUCUUAUGGACUGUAGCUAAAAAGUGGGGAAGGAAUCAAAAUUUCUUUAAGGUCCAGUUAUCUGAUAUUCAUGAGGAAGGUCCUAUUGAAAAGGACACACUUCAUGAAGUACUAUUAACAACGACGCAUAAACAAGUCAUUAGAGACGAUCAGGCCAAGUCUCACACAUCACAAGGUUUCAAUGAAGCAGCCCUGCGUGUGGUGACCGGUUCCAUUUUAGUUGCUACUGAUAAACUUACUGUGCAUCCCUUUGAUAAAUCAGAGAUUCUUAUUGUCAAGGCAGAUCAAGUUUCUGGAUUUCAAGGUCUGAUUAUUAACAAGCAUAUCAGAUGGGAUGCUCUAAAUGAAUUGGAACAAGGGCUUGAGAUGUUAGCAGAGGCCCCUCUGUCCUUUGGAGGACCACUUAUAAAGGGUGGAAUGCCUCUUGUGGCAUUAACUCGAAGAUUUGUCAAGACCGAGUAUCCGGAAGUCCUACAGGGUGUUUUCUUUCUCGAUCAAUUAGCAACAAUUCAAAAAAUCAAAGAGCUCAAGUCAGGAAAUCAAUCUGUCAGUGACUACUGGUUUUUCUUCGGGUAUUCAAGUUGGGGAUGGAACCAACUCUUCGAUGAGAUUGCUGAAGGAGCUUGGAAUUUAAGUGAUGAUGGCCUGAAGCAUUUAGAUUGGCCAUUGGGUUGA
Molecule: messenger RNA, 3276 nt
Organism: Prunus armeniaca (apricot)
Lineage: Eukaryota; Viridiplantae; Streptophyta; Magnoliopsida; Rosales; Rosaceae
Source: the annotation of a GenBank genome assembly